AUGUGGUCAGUUCCUGUACUUCUGGCGCUUCCGGACCAGGUCGGGCAGAGGUAUCCAGAAGAUGCAUCUGAUAUAAAGGACAUGUCCAAAUUCAAACCUCACAUUCUGCUGUCCCAAGAGAAUACACAGAUUAGAGACUUGCAGCAGGAAAACAGAGAGCUAUGGGUUUCCUUGGAGGAACUCCAGGAUGCUUUGGAACUCAUCAUGAGCAAGUACCGGAAGCAGAUGUUACAAUUAAUGGUUUCUAAAAAGGCCGUGGAUGCUGAACCAGUCCUGAAAGCUCACCAGUCUCACCCUGCAGAAAUUGAGAGUCAGACUGAUAGAAUCUGUGAAAUGGGAGAAGUGAUGAGGAAAGCAGUUCAGGUGGAUGAUGACCAAUUUUGUAAAAUUCAGGAAAAACUAGCCCAAUUAGAGCUUGAAAAUAAGGAACUUCGAGAAUUAUUGUCCACCAGCAGUGAGUCUCUUCAGGUCAGGAAGGAAAACUCAAUGGCCACUGCUUCCCAAGCCAUCAAAUAACUCAACUUCUGAAUGAUGGUGGGAGAUUGUUUAUCAAGGAAGGAAGUUAUUAUCUUUCGAGUAUUGUCCAUUUAGUGUUUUGCCUCAGACUUGAUUUAGUGUUGAUUAAAGGUAUCAGGUGGCAGU
Messenger RNA from Mirounga angustirostris (Northern elephant seal), 642 nucleotides. RefSeq names its product suppressor of IKBKE 1-like. The record is from RefSeq and is a predicted model, not a curated record. Lineage: Eukaryota; Metazoa; Chordata; Mammalia; Carnivora; Phocidae. Bases 1 to 516 code for a protein of 171 amino acids. The transcript is spliced from 2 exons.